GACGCAAUAGCGUAACAGGCACGGUCGUAUUAUAUACAUCGUGGUUACGUAGCUGGCUGUGUAUGCUAUAUAUCUAAAAAUGGCUGCAAUAAAGUUUGGACCUCAGUUGAAAGAGUUACGAAUUCUUUUAUGUCAAACCUCGAAAUCUAGUCAGGGUGUCAGAGACUUUAUCGAACAACAAUACGUGCCGCUUAAAAGAAGUAACCCAAAAUUUCCAGUUUUAAUUAGGGAAUGUUCUGACACGGAACCCGUUUUAUAUGCACGAUAUGAUUAUGAAAAUGAAGAAAGAAUUAUCUGGUUGGAAGUUGAAGCAAACAACUUCUUCACAGGAAAACAAUAUUCCACGCAACAAAACAACGAAUUUGAUGGCAGUAACGUUUUUUCCAAUACUAAAUUCGACAUACAGAGUUGGAAGGAAAUGUUUACUGAUAUAUUGUACUAAUAUUGGACUUUUAUGUACAUUCGCAUGACAUUUUGAUAUAAUUAUUUACUGUACCAAGUAUUUGUAGGAAAAGAAACAUAACUUUGUUAGUACGUUUCUAUAUAGUCAGUGGAGGAAUACCUAUUAUUUUGUGAGAGAUAAGUGUGUUAUAUUUAUAGUUUUAAGUGAAAUUUUAAAGAAACAUUAAAAUGUGAAUUUCAAUACGA
Messenger RNA from Bombus pascuorum, 648 nucleotides. It is a transcript of the gene ND-B8, whose product is annotated as NADH dehydrogenase [ubiquinone] 1 alpha subcomplex subunit 2. The transcript is spliced from 3 exons. The record is from RefSeq and is a predicted model, not a curated record. Lineage: Eukaryota; Metazoa; Arthropoda; Insecta; Hymenoptera; Apidae. Bases 80 to 442 code for a protein of 120 amino acids.